Messenger RNA from Enhydra lutris kenyoni (northern sea otter), 1344 nucleotides. RefSeq names its product phosphatidylinositol 3,4,5-trisphosphate 3-phosphatase TPTE2-like. Bases 1 to 582 code for a protein of 193 amino acids. Lineage: Eukaryota; Metazoa; Chordata; Mammalia; Carnivora; Mustelidae. Gene Ontology annotation, cellular component: cytosol. The record is from RefSeq and is a predicted model, not a curated record. The transcript is spliced from 7 exons. Gene Ontology annotation, biological process: dephosphorylation. Gene Ontology annotation, molecular function: phosphatidylinositol-3,4,5-trisphosphate 3-phosphatase activity.
AUGAUUUGUGCCUACCUUAUUGCCAGUGGAAUAUUUACAACUGCAGAGGAGAGCCUUUAUUAUUUUGGAGAACGGCGAACAGAUAAAAGCACCAGUACUAAAUUUCAGGGAGUUGAAACCCCUUCUCAGAAUAGAUACGUUGGAUAUUUUGCAGAUGUGAAAAAUAUCUACAACAUGACUCUCCCUCCAAGAAAAACACUCAAGAUUAAAAAUAUCAUUAUUCAUUCAAUUCAUGGCAAUGGGAGUGAUCUAGAAAUACAAAUAACGAUGCAGAGCCAGAUCAUCUUUUUCUCUUCUGCUUCCAAAAACUGUCGGAUGCUUCAUGAUGCUGAAACAGACAGCGUGACAAUCCAUCUGUCCAACUGCCCACCUCUGUAUGACGACGUGAAAGUGCAGUUUUUCUCUUCUUCNGAUCUUCCUAAAUACUAUGACAACUGCCCAUUUUUUCUUUUGGUUCCAUCUUUUGUACAAAAUAACAGGCUUUUCCUUCCACGAGAUCAACUGGAUAAUCCCCAUAAAAAGAAAACAUGGAAAAUUUAUCAUCAGGAGUUUGCAGUCGAGCUAUAUUUUGAUGAAGUCUGAUACCGAUCUAGUAUAGUCCCCACAAUAGAUAGAAUCAUGUUCUCCACAAUCCCUGCCACACAUUUAGGUCUCCUAACCCUCCUUCCUUGCAGGUAUAUUUAUAUUUACAUUUACAUACGUAUAUUUUUGACAAACCUUAAGUAUAUACAAAGUAAAAAGUUAGUGGUGCUUUUUCUUUCCUGAAGGAGGUAUGCCAGGGUUGAGAGAACUACUGUUUCUGGGGACUGUGUGCCAAACUUAAGAGUUUGAAAAGAACUUUCAUAUCAAAAUAACAUUUAAAAUGAUUCCUCACAAUACUGCGUGAGGUUCAUUAUGUAUUUUGGGGCAAGUAGUCCCUGCUUUCACAGUUGUAACGUCAGAUUAAAAAGGUCAUUUCUAAGCUAUUUAACAAACCUCCGAUUGGCACCAGAACAAGGUUUGAGCCCAUAGGACUGUUCCUAUAGGCAGUCCCCGCAGAGCUUGUGAUACAAUCUUCGAUCACACAUGCCAGUCCUUGGAGGACAAGAGAAUCAGGGUAAACACAGGCAGACGUUACAGUAGAUUCUUUCUCUUUGUCACAUCACCGUGAAGUCAAAGGAAAUGUCUGCCUAGAGAAAUCUAGAUUAUUUUAAAAUACACCCCCUGACACAGGCUCUCCUCCCAGCCAACUUCAUUUAAAUUUAGGGAACUCUGUGAAGAUCAUCUUUUCACUAUAAACACUGGUUAGUCCAGUGUCCACAGGGAAUUCUAUUCUCUUCAUUGCUGGAUGCUGUUUUAUUCUAA